AUGAAGGAAUCAUUUGAAAUCAUGACAGAUCAAGAGCACUACAGCCUUCGUUGGAACAACCACCAAAAUCAUAUCCUUCGUGCAUUCGAUACGUUAUUGCAAACGAAAACGUUAGUCGAUGUAACAUUGGUAUGUGCCGAGACCAGCAUUCGAGCACACAAAGUGGUCUUGUCCGCUUGCUCGCCGUUCUUUCAACGCGUCUUUUCCGAAACCCCAUGCAAACACCCAGUGAUCGUGCUGAAGGACUUCCGAGGAUGGGUUGUACAAGCGAUAGUUGAUUUUAUGUACCGUGGCGAAAUCAGUGUUCCGCAGGAGCGGCUCUCUGUGUUAAUACAGGCGGGAGAAUCGUUACAGGUACGUGGGCUCAUUGAUCAUCCGGUAGCAGCCAACACACCGACACCGGCACAGUCACCGGAAGAUUUCAGCUUAUUGGAUAGUUCGCUAAUAUCACAAGCAUCUCCCUCACUACCGUCGCCAAACCUACAAGCUAAUCACCAAUCGAGACACCUUAGAAAUCAUCCGCCUACAGGUAAUCAUCUUUCCUCAAGCACACCGAAGCUAUUGCUGCCACCGCAGGUAUUUACUGACCCGUCAGUCAACCUACCUGGCCCUAACGACCCCUGUACCUCACCGAUGCCUCGUCGCAAACAGGCUCGCCCACGUAGGCGAUCGGGGGACUGUGCGCCACAGGAUCUGAGCAGCAAACCUUCAACACCUGUCCAGCAAGUAUUGGACGAUGAGGAAAUAGAACACCAAAUGGCUGAUGGUAGCGCUGACAAUGAUGAUGAUUUGGAAGAGCUGGACGAUGAAGACCAAGACGAUUUGAAACGCAUUUUGCAGCGAAGCCAAUCGGUCGAAGAAAAACUAGUAGCUAUGGAGGUCAGGGAUGAUUUAUCAUCUCAACCACCUACAAAUGUAGCAAAAAUUUGCGACGAAAGGCGAUCACGAUCAUUGCACAAAUUGAGUCCACGUAAAACAUCCGCCCUAAAAGGAAACUCCGGUCUUUUGAAAGUAAGUGGAUUGGACCCUGUAACAUCGUCUUCAUCAUCUGGCUCUUCGAUUUCCGAUGGGCCAGAGAAUCUAUGCAUGAAGAAAACCUCUUCCAGUAGCAAGGAGUUAACUAGCAAUUAUUCGAGCGUGAUUAGUGAUCCGAGCGAACAGCGUGGCAUACUAACAUCGAUUGAUAUUUCUAAUAACAACACUGCCACUGCCGAAGGCAACGAUCGAAGCGAGAGUUGCGACGGUGCUGACCGCCUGACUGAUGCGAAUAAGGAUAUUUCUUCACUUUCUGACAGUCAUGUCGGUAGCCGAGGUAUUCUUUCGUUGAAGGAUAUUCGACACCUUAACCGUACGGCGUUGAAUCGCUCUUUCGGAUCAAUCUCUCCUCCCCCUUCCUUUGCUUCGCUGAACAACAACCUGCAUCCGGCGUUAGGCCUUAUGCACCAUCAUCAUGGGGAAUCUAAACGAGUAAAGCUAGAAGAUCGUGACGAAGAACGAUCACUUAUCCACGAUGAGCUAAUGGAUCCUCCACACUUUCUGGAUCAUAUGGAUCUCGCUCUAAGCACACAUCAGCAUCCAUUGACACAUCAUUUGGCCCACCAACAGCAUCUGCACAGCUUGUCCCCGAAUCUGCGCUCAUCUGCGGAUGAUGGUGGCAUUGACAAUAACACAUGCAACAGUAGUAAUAGCAACAAACAGAAUAACAACGGUACCUCCAACAAUAACAAUAUCGGCAGCUCCGGUUCAAACAAUCAUUGCAAUAUACUGAGUCAGCCUCAUAGCAAUCCGAGUACCAAGCAUCACAACGUCUCUGUCGGAAGACCGGAUACUCCCAGGCAUUCGUCCCUCGGCAACAGUGGAGGGGGGCAUUCUAAUAGUGGCAACAACAAUAAUAACAACAAUGGAAAUAACAUUAUCAAUAGCAAUAGCAGCCUUCAUCAUGGACACCAUCCACAUCAUCAUCUUCAUAAUGGACCCAAAGCCGGACCGAAGGAUUUUUUGCAAAGUCCUACUCUAAAUUUUCCACCAUUUUUCAAUCACUCGGAAGGACCACCAAGGCCAUCGCAUUCACCUCUUCCGUUUCCGCACAUACCGUCAGUCUCUUCACUCACGCUCACCCCUCCCCACAUGUUUGGACUUGAUUCUCCGCUAGGACUCUUUCCACCAGGAAUGGAUCCGGGUAAAAUUUACAGCCCCCUAAUGGAAAUGUCUGAUCCACGUAGUAUGCAUCAUGAGGGUCCUCCUUUCUUGAAGAAAAAAUGUAAGUUGAAUCGACCAAAGGGGCAACAUUCAGCUCCACGAGGUGGACCCCCUCGAUCUUGGACUAACGCAGAGCUUACCGAAGCACUUCAGCACGUGUGGAACAAAAAAAUGACCACAAGUCAGGCUUCACGAAUCUUUGGAAUCCCAUACAAUUCUCUGUUAAUGUAUGUACGGGGCAAGUAUGGUAAAAGUUUGAAGCUAGAACAACUACGCAAAGACUGCAUCAGUGGACCGCCGAUCGAGUUGCUUCAAAUGGGUGUGGGCAAUAAUAAUACAAAAGACAAAAAAGAAGGUAAAGAUUCAGAUCUGCAUCAUAGCCACCAUUCGGGAAGUGGCGCUGGACGGGAAGGAAGCAGUGGUCCAAACAAUAGCAAUGGAGGCAGCGGUAAUGGGAAUGGUGGCAGUGUUAAUGAACUACGAGAUCCUCGAUCAGCGUCAUCGGAACCUGAGCUCCUUCCUAGUCCUAACACUUUAUUCAACCCAUUUCCGGGAGGAUUCUAUCCAGAUUUUCCUGGAGGGUUUCCGGGACUUCCACUUAGUAUGUUAAAUCUCUUACCACCAGAUCGACAUCCGCAUCACGCGCUUCCGAUGUCAGUCGACGAAGAUUGUAAAAGUGAUAGGUCAAAACAGUCGCUGGACGAUGAUUUUCAGCAGCCAUUGGCACUCAAUCGACCUUCAUCAGCGCAGUUGUCGGAUAGCCGCCGGGAGAUAUAUCAGCAAAACGGGCAGGAAUAA
Anopheles nili is the source of this 2997-nucleotide messenger RNA. It is a transcript of the gene lov, whose product is annotated as protein jim lovell. The transcript is spliced from 3 exons. Gene Ontology annotation, biological process: regulation of transcription by RNA polymerase II. NCBI's taxonomy places the organism in Eukaryota, Metazoa, Arthropoda, Insecta, Diptera, Culicidae. The record is from RefSeq and is a predicted model, not a curated record. Bases 1 to 2997 code for a protein of 998 amino acids. Gene Ontology annotation, molecular function: protein binding; DNA binding. Gene Ontology annotation, cellular component: nucleus.